Molecule: messenger RNA, 737 nt
Organism: Argentina anserina (silverweed cinquefoil)
Lineage: Eukaryota; Viridiplantae; Streptophyta; Magnoliopsida; Rosales; Rosaceae
Exons: 6
Coding region: 1-597 (198 amino acids)
Molecular function (GO): N-acetyltransferase activity
Source: RefSeq, a predicted model, not a curated record
AUGGAGAAGGAGAGUGUGAGCUUGGAAGGAGGGAAAGCGAUACUGGUACCUUACAUGAAAGAACAUGUCCCCAAAUACCAUGAAUGGAUGAAAGACCCUGCUCUGCUUCAGGCCACCGGCUCUGAGCCCCUCACUCUCGACCAGGAAUACCAUAUGCAGCUCACCUGGACCCAAGACCCCAACAAGCAGACUUUCAUUGUGUUAGAUAAGCAAUUGGUUGUAGGGAAGUUCAAACAUGGAGAGGCUCAUGAGGAAGCCAUGGUAGGUGAUGUGAAUUUAUAUAUGAAUGACCUUGAUGAUCCCCAAAUGGGAGAGGUUGAAAUAAUGAUAGCUGAACCCAAAAGUCGUGGUAAAGGACAUGGGAAGGAAUCUGUCUUGAUGAUGAUGGCAUUUGCAGUUGUAAAGUUGGGGAUUCACCUUUUCCGCGUCAAAAUUGGAGAAUCAAAUGGUGCAUCACUUGGCUUGUUCAAGAAAUUGGGAUUUGAGGAGACUUCUCGUAGUGAAAUAUUCAAAGAGGUAACAUUGGAGCUACAUGUAACAAAAGCCAAGCAUGAGGAGCUGCUGCAUUUGAUGGGUAGCUUGGUUACACAUACCUAACUCUACUUAUGUAUGCUUUUAUCCCAUAUCAUUAUCAAAUCAACUGCCACCCUAUUGCUUUGUAUGCCAAAAGGAUUUGACGUUGCUAGGCUGAACAGGGCUUCACAUAAACAUUAGAGCUAAAUCAACAUAUGAUCCCA